AUGACCGAGUCCGACUACUUUUCGUCCGAUGAUGAGGCGGCUCGCUCGACGAUCAGCGCCCCUGCCUCACAUCGUCCUAUUGCGCCCCUACCGACUGGCGAAGCACGCAAACCACGCGCUACGCGCUCGUUCGCUGCACUGCGCAACUCGUACCUGGACAGCGCCGAAGCGAUGCAGGAAGACGAAGUGGCCGAGACGGAGGCAACGCCGAGCAGCAGCACUGCGGACGUGAAAGAGGCGGCGCCGAAGAAAAAGUCAGUGCUGUCACCGACGGCUGCGCCACAUACGCCAGCAUCUGUGCUGCGUCAACAGCAACAGCAACAGCAACAGCAACAGCAACAGCAAAGUCUCAUGUCGGCUUCAGCGGCGGCAGCAGCAGCUACAUCGACGGGCGGCUCGCAGCUGCCGUCCAAACGUACACGAGCUGACCCUAGCAUGGUCCCUGCGAUACCCAAGGUGCCCAAGACCAAUGCUGAUAAGGAAUCGACGCCACGUCUGAUUGUGGUGCUGGAGCAAGCGUGCUUGGAGACGUACAAAGUCUCAAGUGGCAGUGCUACGCACUCCCGAGGCAACAAGGAGGCGAGUGAGAAGUAUGCCCUUCUUAACUGCGAUGAUCACCAAAAGGUGCUGGCAAAGAUGGGCCGCGAUAUUGCGGAGGCCCGUCCGGACAUUACGCACCAGUGCCUUCUCACGCUGCUGGACUCGCCUCUGAACAAGGCCGGUCUCCUACAAGUGUACAUCCACACGUCGAAGGGCGUGCUGAUUGAAGUCAAUCCGCAAGUGCGUAUUCCACGUACCUUUAAGCGGUUCAGUGGCCUUAUGGUGCAGCUGCUGCAUCGGCUGAGUAUUCGCUCGAUCAAGGGCUCGGAGAAGUUGCUGCGUGUGAUCAAGAACCCUGUGACAGACUACUUCCCUGCGAACACCCAUAAGAUCACACUGUCGUACAAUGCGCCUGUGCAGCGCCUCACGUCGUAUCUUGCCACGAUUCCCGCAGACCGCAGCAUUGCUGUGUUUGUCGGUGCCAUGGCGCAUGGCGAAGACAACUUUGCGGACGAUGUCGUCGACGAAAAAAUCUCUAUCAGUGAGUACAGCCUUAGUGCCAGUGUGGCGUGCGGUAAGUUUUGCUGCAGCCUGGAAGAUCUCUGGGGUAUUGUGUAA
This is a messenger RNA of Malassezia pachydermatis, 1158 nucleotides long. Its product is annotated as emg1-protein required for ribosome biogenesis. Gene Ontology annotation, biological process: rRNA base methylation. The record is from RefSeq and is a predicted model, not a curated record. Gene Ontology annotation, cellular component: small-subunit processome; nucleolus. Gene Ontology annotation, molecular function: rRNA (pseudouridine) methyltransferase activity; rRNA binding. Bases 1 to 1158 code for a protein of 385 amino acids. NCBI's taxonomy places the organism in Eukaryota, Fungi, Basidiomycota, Malasseziomycetes, Malasseziales, Malasseziaceae. The transcript has a single exon.